ACGGCACAACAAAUCAAAAGAUCCAUCCUCAAAAACCACGGAACCUCUGCAACCAGCAACUGCAACCGCCAUCCAAACAAAGCUGCUUCCAACUCAUCAGUGCACAUGAUCGACCAAGCAACGACUGGCAAUAAGAAAAUAAAUAGCUGUUGCGAACAGCAGCUGCAGCAGCUGCAACAGCAACAAUGCAACAGAAGUCUCAGGAAAAAUCCAGCGCAAGAUCAACUGACGCAAGAUGGAGACUGCGAAGUCUGUGAGAACGAUUACGAAAUGCAACAAACACGCAGCUGCUGCUGCAACAGCAAGCGAUGUGGCGACGCUUCUUGCGUCAGCGUCGACAAAUCCAAAAAACUUUCACAACAAGAAUUGCUGAUAUCGAGCAAGCCGAGCCUGACAUCUGACGAGGGCGGCAAAAAUAAUUCAACGUUGGAAAAAAAUUCAAUCACCAGGGUCUGCCAGGGGAGGAAAAAAGUGUCGUUCUUACUGUGA
This is a messenger RNA of Helobdella robusta, 489 nucleotides long. RefSeq lists its product as hypothetical. NCBI's taxonomy places the organism in Eukaryota, Metazoa, Annelida, Clitellata, Rhynchobdellida, Glossiphoniidae. The transcript has a single exon. The annotation marks the transcript as partial. The record is from RefSeq and is a predicted model, not a curated record.